CAGAAACUCAACUUCGAAGAACUCAAAUCCAACUCCUCCGUCCUCAUCAUCGCCGGCUCGGAAACUACCGCAACAGCUCUGUCAGCAAUCACCUACUACCUCUGCACAAACCGCCAGGCUCUCGAGAAACUCACCCACGAGGUCCGAACAGCCUUCUCCUCCGAGGCAGAGAUCGAGAUGGUCAGCGCGCAGCAGCUCCAGUACCUGCAAGCGGUCAUGAACGAAGGUCUUCGAAUGUACCCUCCCGUCCCUACGGGAAUCGUCCGCAGAGUCACCGACGAUGGCGGUGUGUUUCUGGGUCAAUAUGUGCCGAGCGGAACGCUGGUACAGGUCUGGCAUUGGCCUGCCUUCCACAGCCCGGAGAACUUCACCCUCCCUGACUCCUUCAUCCCCGAGCGUUGGCUCGAUGAUGCUCGCUUCUCUGGCGACAAGAAGGAAGCGUUCCAACCGUUCUCGGUCGGCCCUAGAAACUGCAUUGGCAGAAACUUGGCUUACGCGGAAAUGCGUCUCAUUCUUGCGAGAAUGAUCUGGAACUUCGACAUGAAGCUAUCGGAGGAAAGCCGGGGCUGGGAUGACAAGAGUCAAGUCUAUCUCCUCUGGGAAAAGGGCCCAGUCAAUGUGUAUCUCACGCCAAGGGAAAAGGCUUGA
Molecule: messenger RNA, 648 nt
Organism: Colletotrichum acutatum
Lineage: Eukaryota; Fungi; Ascomycota; Sordariomycetes; Glomerellales; Glomerellaceae
Product: cytochrome P450 ClCP1
Exons: 3
Molecular function (GO): monooxygenase activity; oxidoreductase activity, acting on paired donors, with incorporation or reduction of molecular oxygen; heme binding
Source: RefSeq, a predicted model, not a curated record